AAAACUGCGAUAAAAAAAGCACAAGUGGUGCAAAGCAACCACUGUCCAAGUCAGCCAUGUCUCGGCCCCUGGACAUGAACAAGACACCUUGGAACUUCAUGAAGCAGUUUCAGGAGGCUACCAAGAAGCAAGAGCAUGCUCGUGAGUUGUUCGAGAUGAAGCAAGGCGGUCCUCGCAGAUACAGGUUCCAGGCGCCUGGGGAGAGGGUCGAGCUGGUGAAGUCGCGGAGCCAGCCUCACCUGAACGGCUUGAGCGGCUUUGUGGACUUCAGCAAUGCCGAUGAACUGGGCUUCCUGAAGGUGCGUAUGCCCAAAUGGGCGCGCACCACGCGGGCCGGGCAGCGGGCAACCCUAGCCCUGGAAAGUUCAGGAAAGGAAGGAUACAGGUACCUCAAAGUGCGGCCCCAGAAUCUGCGGCCACUGCGGCACCCCUCAGAUGAGCGGCCGCGGGGAGGGACCCUCCAGGAGUUCUUCCAGGUGGAGGACGAUCUUGCGUCCAUCAAAUCCUGCACCGACACGGUUGCUUCGUGCUCGGAGCGCCUGAGCACGGCGAGAUCUUUGCCACAGCUGCGCAGGCGCCCUGCCAUCACUCGCUCACUUGCUUGCAUGACACAGGAACUUGCUUGCUUCACCAUCAGCUUGGGGGCAGCGAGCUGGACGAAGGAUCUUGGAGGGUCCAGCAUUCCCUUUUGCAGUGCCGCAGGCGUCGCGAUAAAACGCUGGAGCUACUGAUAUCGUCCAGGGAAGUCAACAGUCUUGUUGACCUCACAAAUGUAGUAGAUGAAUAGGGUGUGUGUGUGUGUGUGUGUUGGUCCCCAAAGUGAAAGAGGCCCUCUUGACCGGCACGCCCCCCAUUAACUGGUUCCCACCAUUCCGGCUAUUCUAUUGCCAGGCGCUCGGGUACUCUGCCCUCGAUGCCGGAAUGAAGUGGCCAGCUCCAGAGUGACCGCUCGGCCGUGCUAACGACUGCCAUGCGCCUUUCAUCGCAGCCUCGACGCCUCGGUGCUGGUGGAUUGCGGGCAGGGCUGACCCCUCACCGCUCCAGUUCCCCAAGGGAUCAUUGGAGGCGAGAGAGAC
This is a messenger RNA of Effrenium voratum, 1076 nucleotides long. The record is from the annotation of a GenBank genome assembly. NCBI's taxonomy places the organism in Eukaryota, Dinophyceae, Suessiales, Symbiodiniaceae.